Electrophorus electricus (electric eel) is the source of this 808-nucleotide messenger RNA. RefSeq names its product protein BUD31 homolog. Gene Ontology annotation, biological process: mRNA splicing, via spliceosome. Gene Ontology annotation, cellular component: spliceosomal complex; nucleus. The record is from RefSeq and is a predicted model, not a curated record. Lineage: Eukaryota; Metazoa; Chordata; Actinopteri; Gymnotiformes; Gymnotidae.
CCUGUGUAGUGACGUAAAAGAAGAGAGACGAAACGCUAGUAUAGCAGGCUUUAUACAACAGCUAGUGAAUCUCUUUUGUGUUAUUUACUAUUAAAUUGAAGUCAUGCCUAAAGUAAGAAGAAGUAAGAAACCACCCCCAGACGCUUGGGAGCUUAUUGAGCCUACUCUUGAAGAACUGGAUCAGAAAAUGAGGGAAGCUGAAACGGAACCUCAUGAGGGUAAAAGGAAAGUCGAGUCCCUUUGGCCUAUUUUCAGACUUCAUCACCAGCGAAGCCGCUAUAUAUUCGACCUCUUUUACAAAAGAAAGGCCAUAAGCAGAGAGCUUUAUGAAUACUGCAUAAAAGAGGGCUACGCAGACAAGAAUCUAAUUGCAAAAUGGAAAAAGCAGGGGUACGAAAAUCUGUGCUGUCUUCGUUGCAUUCAGACCCGUGACACCAACUUUGGAACAAAUUGCAUAUGUCGGGUGCCCAAAAGCAAGCUUGAAGUGGGUCGCAUCAUUGAGUGCAGUCACUGUGGGUGCAGGGGCUGCUCUGGAUGAUUAAGCUCAUGAUGUUUUGACACUGACUGUGCUUUCAUUCCAGAAUUGUUUAUUUCACUAUCCUUUGGAUUUCAUUAUUUGUGAGGGAUUUUUUUUGUUUGUUUAAAAAAAAUGUAAUUGAAAUGUAAUUUAACUUCUAUGUAUGAGGCAACAGUGAUGUAAUACCAAGACAGCUGCCAGAAAAGUGCUCGUCAUGGACAAACCAUGCACAGCAAAUGUUUAAUUUUUCUUGCAGUAACACAUCCAGAAUUAAAGGCCUAAAUGAACUGA